CGAAGAAAGCUCGCGUUCCUGGUUCCCCAAGAGUAGGCUUUCUCCGAACAGGGAGCAACAUUAUCAAAAAUGACGGUCCGCUGGCAAUAUAUCGAGGGUUCGGCGCGGUAUUCUGGGGCAUUAUCCCGAAAAUGGGUGUCCGAUUCGCGAGUUUCGAAACGUAUAAGCCCAUGCUGGCCGACAAGGAAACCGGCGCAUUGACCGACAAGGCCAUUCUUGCAGCUGGUCUGGCUGCUGGUGUCACCGAGGCAGUGACGGUGGUCACGCCCAUGGAAGUGCUCAAAGUCCGUCUCCAAGGCCAAUCUCAUUCAUUCGCGGAUGGAGCGACCGGUCCCAAAUAUCGCAACGUCGCCCACGCCGUCUAUGUCAUUUGCCGCGAAGAAGGAUUCUUCGCAUUAUAUAAUGGCGUCUUCCUGACGGCGCUUCGACAAGGCACGAAUCAAGCCGUCAAUCUGACCGUGUACACAAAACUAAAGCAAUUCCUGCGCGAGUCUCAGCCAGCAUACUCCAACGCCGAUCUGCCCGCGUACCAGACGGCACUCUGUGGUCUUGUCGCCGGCGGCUCAGGCCCGCUGUUCAACGCGCCCAUUGAUACGCUGAAAACCCGCGUCCAGCAAUCUCCCAUGAAACCAGGCGAAACUGGCCUCACCCACAUCCUGCACAUUGCCCGCGACAUGUUCAAGCAGGAAGGCUACCAUGCGCUGUACAAGGGCGUCACGCCUCGCAUCCUGCGCGUCGGCCCGGGCCAGGCCCUGACGUAUACGGGCUACGAGUUUUUCAAGGGCAAGCUGCAGCCCUUGAAGGAGUAUUUGAGUUCAUGAUCGAUCCAGUUUUACAAUUAUAGAGUUUAUAGAGUUUAUAGAGAUGACUGUUAUAUACCAUGACGAA
Xylona heveae TC161 is the source of this 888-nucleotide messenger RNA. RefSeq names its product mitochondrial carrier. The coding region runs from base 132 to 821 and encodes 229 amino acids. The record is from RefSeq and is a predicted model, not a curated record. NCBI's taxonomy places the organism in Eukaryota, Fungi, Ascomycota, Xylonomycetes, Xylonales, Xylonaceae. Gene Ontology annotation, biological process: succinate transport; fumarate transport. The transcript is spliced from 5 exons.